Messenger RNA from Durusdinium trenchii, 1716 nucleotides. NCBI's taxonomy places the organism in Eukaryota, Dinophyceae, Suessiales, Symbiodiniaceae. The record is from the annotation of a GenBank genome assembly.
AUGCUUCGUUGCUCAGUGCACUCUGUUCGACCUGUCACUGAGACUGAGCGCUUCACCUAUGAGAUCACCACCGACGAGGACCCUUCUCAGUGGAAGUCUCUCGCAGACAUCCUGCCAAAGCGAGAGUAUGUGGACAUUGUGGAUGAAGUCCCCAAUGAAGAAGACCGAGAACUACCAGAUCUUCCCGACGAGCCCGACAACACCACCUAUGUGCCUAUCCGAAGGGCCAAGCAUAAGCAGACCUUUGGUCCUGAUGAGUAUGUCAAGGUGCAUCGCUCUUCGCCCCUUGGCUUGGAUUCCUCCUCCUCUGCGAAUCCCAAGGUGAAGCAUUGGAUUCCUCCGCCACCGGCACCUGACCUUGAGUAUACUCCAUCUGUUGCUCCCGAACCAGGUGAACAUGAAGAUGAUCUACCAGAAGCUGAAGCUGGUGCUGACACUACUGAGGUCAGCGUGAGAGAGAAGCGUGAAGUCAAUGACUAUGACCGGGAAGUUGAACGACCUCCCAAGAAAUCCAAAGAUGAAGAGUCUCACAAGAAAGCUCGCUCCAGCUAUGACUUGGGCUGGAUAGAUCUUUUGCGGGCCGAUGUUGACAAUGAGGUGCAGGACUUUGAGCUCUACCAGGCUUUCCAAGAGACUGAAGAGUUCCUUUGCUUUGAGCUGGACAUCUCAUUUGACUCCAAAAGACAACGACACGUUGACGACUUCCACCGUGUUGGUGAUGUGAACAGCUCUGAGUGGCAGGCCAUCUGCCAACGCAUCGAUGCUGCAUACCAGUGGGGCAGUGUCAAGCGUGGAUGUUACCGCCGCGCAGGCACGGACAUCACCUCUGUCCGGAAGCCUGAUGGUCUUGUCGAGAUCGAGGUGGACCAAGACUCCUACAUCGAGACCCUUCAGGAUGUUGACAUCCCAGCUGAUCGCAUCCGAGCUGAUGACAAGCUCUCUCCUUCUGAGUUGGCCAGCUGCAGGGCAGCCCUGGGAUCUUUGCAAUGGUUGGCCAUACAAACCCAACCACAACUCUGCGCUCGAUGCAACCUCCUGCUGAGCGAUUUGGUGACCAAUGGUCAGUUGGAGCACGCCAGGGAGAUUCAGAACAUGAUCACUGAGAUUCGCCUGGAAUCUUACAAGCUUCGCUUCUUCAAGCCCAAAGAUGCUGAGCAUUGGAGUGACCUGACCUUCACCACAAUGGCCGACCAGUCGCACAACAACAGACCAGGACCCUCCUGUCGCUCUGGCCAUGUCACUGAGUUCAUAUUGGUGAACUGGCGCUGCUGGAAACUCAAGCGCAAGGCGAUUGCGUCAAACGACGCAGAAAUACAGGCAGCGCUAGAAUCCGAAGACUCCAACUUUCGGAUGAGGCUCCUAUGGACAGAGAUCCACGGAGCAGGCCACCAAAGGCCAAAAGAGCGCCACGACUUGGUGGAGGAGACGGAGAAGCAGGCCCGUCUUGUGAAAGGCAUCCUCUGCACCGACAGCCGUGGAGGCUACGACGCUGUGGAGAUGAACGAAUCUCCACUCCUUGGAUUAUCCAAUAUGAGGGCAGCGCUUCAGGCCUUUCAGUUGCGUGAUAAUCUGAGGAGAGUUGGGGUUGAACUUCGUUGGCUAGCUUCCGAUUUCGACCUGGCCGACAGCCUCACAAAGCGCAAGGCUUCCUGUCGAGAAGGAUUGGUCAAAUUCCUUCAGACCAACCGCUGGAGCAUCGCCUUCGAUCCACAGUUC